Messenger RNA from Cygnus atratus (black swan), 915 nucleotides. RefSeq names its product UDP-glucuronosyltransferase 1A8-like. The record is from RefSeq and is a predicted model, not a curated record. Gene Ontology annotation, molecular function: UDP-glycosyltransferase activity. Bases 1 to 915 code for a protein of 304 amino acids. Lineage: Eukaryota; Metazoa; Chordata; Aves; Anseriformes; Anatidae. The transcript has 2 exons.
AUGACUUUUCGGCUCUGCUAUCUGCUUGCUGCCUGGAUUUGUAUCCUUUUCAUUCCUGGCCUCUCCGAAGGAGGGAAACUGCUGGUGGUGCCCAUGGAUGGAAGCCACUGGCUGAGCAUGAAGCAGCUAGUUCUCAAGCUCAAGGAGAGAGGACAUGAAGUGGUGGUGCUUAUACCAGAAGUAAGCUGGCAGAUGGGAAAGGGACAGUCAUACACUGUGAAAACAUACCCAGUGGAUUACACAUUAGAAGACCUGGAUAAUUCCUUUGAAGAGUUUUUAAGUGUUCACCUGAGUGGCCAGCCUUUCCCACUGAAUGCUCUGGCACUCUACAACAUCUCAAAACACACUUUCCGAAUAUUCUUUGUUCAGUGCAAGAACCUUUUCAGCAGCACAGAAAUAAUGCAGUACUUGAAUCAAAGUGGCUUUGAUGCUCUCCUAACAGACCCUAUUGCUUUGUGUGGAGCAACAGUUGCUAAUUACCUUUCUAUUCCAUAUGUGUUCUUCAUGAGAGGAUUUCCUUGCAAUCUACACUAUGAAGCAUCAAAGUGCCCAAGCCCUCUGUCGUAUGUCCCAAGACUGUUUACAUUCAACUCAGACAACAUGACAUUUUUCCAGAGAGUGGAAAAUGCAUUGAUUGCACUCCUGGAGCUUGUGUACUGUAAUGCUUUCUAUACAGAUGGAUUAAAGUUUUCCUCUGAAAUUCUUCAAAGAGAGGUAUCCCUGGUAGACAUGCUGAAUGGUGCUUCUAUUUGGCUACUGAGAUACGACUUUGUGUUUGAGUAUGUCAGACCGGUGAUGCCCAAUAUGGUCUUCAUAGGAGGUGUAAACUGUGCUCAGAGUAAACCACUGUCUAAGAUCUAUAGAACAAAGGUCUCAGAAAUUGUGAAUGACAUGGGCAAGAUGUGUGAAGAAUGA